AUGACACGCUAUUUGACACCCUCCAAAAUCGGUUUGCUCAUACUCAUAGAGCUAUAUACAGAUGGCAUUGUCUCAACAUCUUCCACAGUAUCUAUACUUUCUUUCGUUCUUGCACAGUUGCUACCAUCAAGCUCUGUGAAGCAAGCAGGAAGAGCCUCUACCCCACUAUACCCAGUCCUCGAUCUAGAAGCCUUCGAGUCUUUACUCAAGCAACACAGCGCAGCUUCCGGGCAUCCAGGAAGGUCGUUGUGGGAUCACUUUCUUGCAAAGCUUUGGAAAGUCGACAGUCUAGAUGCUUUGCAUGAAUUUUUCGCGAGGCUGAACAAUCUCUUGGCCAAAUCCCGGGAGGAGAUUAAGAAGGAUGGUGAAAUGGGGAUUCCUCCACCUGCAGGGGAUAUGAUAUUAUUGUCUCGUAUAUCGCCGUUUGGUAGCUUCUUACGAAAAGCUAAAAUUGAGUUUGAACGAUUAAAGUUCGGCGAUGUGUUACAGUUAUGGACGACUUUCAUGAGAUGGAGGCAGCCGUCAAAGGCAUACUGGGCUAGGAGAGGGCGUGUGGUUGGGAUCUGGGCUGGCGACAGAGUGCUCACAGAAGGAGAGGAAGAUUGGGGGCUUGAGGAGACCGAAACCUUGGCUCACAUAGCUUAUGGUGGUCUGGAGGAGGAGAACGCCGCUGGGUCGGUCAGUACUGAUGAUGUGGAAAAGCUUCUCGAAUUCCACGUGGAGCAGAUGCAGAAACUGGGUACAAGAAUGCCAAUAGAAGUAAAAUCUAAGCUUAAAUCCCUCCUGGAUGAUAGUAUAAUCACGCCCAGUUUAUCUCACUACCUGACCUUUCUAGAUGCAUGGAGAUCUGGCGACUACCCUUCGUCCUUCGAUAGUCUUCAUCGCUAUUUUGACUACACGAUGCAAAAUCGAGACCGAUUGUUCUACCAAUAUGCUCUCAUGAACCUUGCAGUUCUUCAAGCCGAUUUCGAAUGUUACGAUGAGGCAGUAGCCGCAAUGCUGGAGACUGUCUCUACCGCAAGAGAGAACAAGGACAUGGCAUGUCUGAAUUUCGCCUUAAACUGGUUAUAUCAUUUUGGGAAGGCACAUCCAAACAUCAUUCAAAGCUCUGGCUCAACCAGUAUGCUAGGUGUUGAGAAAGAGGGGCUUGCGUUCCUACGGAUUAAGGCUAAAGAGACUGGUAUGUGGACACUCUGGAGCUCCUCGCUUCUCAGUGAGGCAAAGUUGACACUGUCGAAUGGCGAGAGUGUGGCGAGCGCUUUUGAGGGUAUACUUAAGAGUUCUCAUUUGGUAACGGAGAAAGGUAUGAAGAGUAUGAUGGGACCACAAACAGCUAUGCAGUCUUCCUUGUGGGGUCGCCUAGGACUGGUUUGUCUGUCCAAGCAGUAUAGUGAGAUAUUUAUCCGAUGUCAUGCCAAGUACGGCCUGUUUGAUGAUACAUUGAGGUUUACCUGCCGGAUAGCACAUUAUCUAAUGGAGCGAGGUUCUUAUGACCAAGCAGCAGAACGGCUAGAGAGUUUAGAUUCCAACUCUUUGCGUUCAUGGAAGGCCAAUCAGUACUGGCUGAGGUAUCGUGGAAUUUUGCGUCUUAGGAAUGACCUACAUACCAACAAUCUAGAGGGAGCUGAUCACAUUCUGUCCCAGCUACUUCAAUGCGACGGUCUUGAAGCGGACUCUGAUCUCUCCUUUGAGAUCAGCACCCUUCACAUUGACUACCUUGUCCGUCGAGCAGACUUUGCUGCCGCGUUGUCAAAAUUGGAGCAACUAGCCUCUUCGCUAAAGGAACACGGAGAUGAUAUCAAUCUGCGAGUUAAGAUACUGACAAUGAAAGCUCUUUUACAAAGCAGGACAGGUCGCCCAGAAAAAGGAUUUUCUGUUGCGGUUCGUGCAGCAAGUAUAGCAUGGCGAGCACGCUUGAUGCCAGCGCUUUGGGCCGCAAUGGGAGCUGUGGCCAAUAUUUUGGUCGCACUUUCUGAGUUUCAAGCCGCCUGUCAAAUCGUCAUCGCCAUCAUUCCUCGAGCAUUGGAAUGCGAUAAUUGUUCACUUAGCGCGCAGCUCUAUUCUUGUCUUGCAGAGUCAUUCAUGGGAUUGGCAGGACAGGCAGCAGCAGGUGAUCCAAGAAGAACCGAGAAUUUAACAAAAUCCUUGGAAUUUCUUGAUAGAGCUUUCAAGGAAUUCUGUGCUAUUGGGGAUAUCAAUGGGCAAUGUGAGUCACGGGCUAAGAAGGCAAUGGUUAUGAUGGCUAUGGGAGACAAAACAUUGGCAAAUGAUUAUGCUUCAUCGUUUUUGGACCUCGAGCAGCGGAGAACUGCGGUGCAUAUCUAA
Molecule: messenger RNA, 2325 nt
Organism: Botrytis fragariae
Lineage: Eukaryota; Fungi; Ascomycota; Leotiomycetes; Helotiales; Sclerotiniaceae
Product: putative anaphase-promoting complex protein
Exons: 3
Coding region: 1-2325 (774 amino acids)
Biological process (GO): protein K11-linked ubiquitination; positive regulation of mitotic metaphase/anaphase transition; anaphase-promoting complex-dependent catabolic process
Cellular component (GO): anaphase-promoting complex
Source: RefSeq, a predicted model, not a curated record